CCCCCAAGCCCUAGCCCCAGCCACUGGGGGCUCGCCGCGGCGGCGGGUGGCGGUGGGGAGCGCGCUCCGGUCCCAGGGGCGCUGGAGCCCGACGCGGCGGCGACCCCAGCAAUCCCGAACCCAGCAUCUCUGACCCAGUCUCUGGCUGCUGUCUGUUCACCACGUCUGUGUCCCCUGUCCUUUGGCGAAGGAGUCGAGUUUGACCCGCUACCACCCAAGGAAAUAAAGUAUACUUCCUCAGUCAAGUAUGACUCUGAGCGUCACUUCAUUGAUGAUGUGCAGAUGCCCCUGGGCCUGGCGGUGGCUUCCUGCAGCCAGACAGUCACCUGUAUCCCCAAUUGCACUUGGCGAAACUAUAAGGCUGAGGUGCACUUCCAGCCCCGCCACAAGGCCGCGCGCUUCCUCAGCACCACCAUCAUCUACCCCAAGUACCCCAAGACCAUCUACACCACCACUCUGGAUUACAACUGCCACAAGAAGCUGAGGAGAUUUCUGUCCAGUGUGGAGCUCGAGGCUACAGAGUUCCUGGGUAGUGACGGUCUCUCAGAUGAAUGCUGACUCAAGCUAGCUACUUGGGGUUGGGCCAGCUGUUCACACACUGCCCCGGUCCCUAGACCACCCUGGACAAGCUGGGUAACAUUGCUCUUGCACAUCAUCCCAGCCCCAGAGGAGUCUUACCUGGAGAUACCUCUAAACCUAACCAGGGGGAAAAGAAACUCACUGCAUCUUCAAAUAAUAGAGAAACUUGGCUUUCUUUAAAAUUAAAAUAUUUUCAGAUAGGUUUUUUUUUUUUUAAAGGAGCAUGCAUAUAUAUGUUCUGGUUGGUUGAUGCAAUUUCCCCAAAGUCUCAAUUUGAUGAAAAUAAAGAUAGACAGAACAAACGGACGAUGACAUCGGGACAGGCUGGGGGGAGCUUGCCCUCCAUUUUCUGAUGAAGAAAGUGGGAAAGUCUCUGGAGUAGAAAAAGUGAGUUUUAAAAAAUUUCAGCCAUUCAUAUCUUCAUUGCUGGCAAAAAAAAAAAAAAAGAAGCAAAAAGCUAGCUAGCUCUGGUAGCCUGUGGUGCCCAGGUGUGCACAAUCUGUGGAGACCCGUGCUCUGGACCGUUCUUUGUUUCCACCUCCCAUUUGUUUUUUCCUGCUAAUCCAAACUCUUAAGCAUUAGCAAGAUCUUUUUCAUGGUAUUAGGGGAGAAAAACAAAAGCCACAAAAGGAGAUGUCUUUAAAACAUGAGCUCUCUGCCUGUGCUGCCUUUGUUGGAUUGGGUAAACAGCUAGCCCAGUCUGGGCCACUGCAGCCGUCUGGUCCUCAACGGUUGGUUCCAGGCACAGGCUCUGGUGCAUCCCGAGCGUGCUUGGCAUCUGGUUAACAUCUCCCUAGGCUUGUAUAAUUCUGCUCAUAGGUAUUUUGAGGGUUUUGAAAUACUUUCCCAUUUUUUUCACAAGGCAAAAUGCAGCAGGGGCCUCUUUUUGAGAGGAACGGCAUUUUAAAAGAAUGCUUUGGGAAAAAUGCAUGUUGGAACUGCUUGGAAAGGGACUCCACUAGAGGCAGCCUGCCCGAAGAGCAGCUGCGAUAGAAGGAGACAGAUUCGGAUGUGACUUGCACCAUCAUGACUACAAGUCUUGAUGGACUGAUUCUUAGGACUCUGAUAGCGUCAUAACUGGGAAGGACUGGGUUUAACCCCCCCAAAGCAAGGAAUAUUGCUUACCACCCAGAUAAGCUAAGAUGAAUUCAGUAGGGAGUGACAAUUCAAACACCACAGCCUUGCCUCUGUGGUGAUAGGGGAACAUUUCUUUUGUGCCACUGUAUACGCAGAAGUGACUAUGGUGGAGUUGAGUAUGAAUCAAAGGUGUUUCCCAGCUGAGCCAGCCACCUCAGCAGGGACAAUGCUGGCCAGUGGGUGCUGAGCACCAAGCUGCCCCUGCUUCCCUGCCCCUACCCCAGGCCUGGCUCUUGCUUCUUAGAACCCCUGCCAGGCCUCACAGUGCUUUUCUUCCAGCCUUGGAAAGAACAAGUUGUACAUAUUUCUUCCAAAUACAUCCAAACCAUGUCAAGUGGGUUACAGAGCCUCUGCCUUCUGUGAUGUCUCUGGGUCUGUGAGGAUGGCUUCUAGAAAGCAGAACUGAGAACAUUCUGGCUCCCCUGGGGCCACAGCAGAGACCGGUUAUCAUGGAAAAGAGGUGCAAAGAUAAUGGCUCUCAUUUGAAGACUGUGGCGUUGUCUAGAGCCACACUGCCUAGUCCGUGUCCCCUGCAGACAGCAAUGCCCAGUCUGUUGGACCUUUAACUCAUCCUCCUGGGCAGAGAGAUUGCUGGCUUUAUGGUCCCAGCUGACUAGGGAACAGCUCAGUUGGGGACACACUGGGGCACACAAGCUCCUAAGUGGUACUCUGACAAAUGCUACUUGGCUUUAGAAAAGUGGGUUUUUCUAUCUGACUUUAUAAUGUCACUGAAGUGGGAAAUAUAAUUUCUUAAUUUCUUUUUGCAAAUA
Molecule: messenger RNA, 2486 nt
Organism: Cricetulus griseus (Chinese hamster)
Lineage: Eukaryota; Metazoa; Chordata; Mammalia; Rodentia; Cricetidae
Source: RefSeq, a predicted model, not a curated record